Messenger RNA from Nelumbo nucifera (sacred lotus), 1394 nucleotides. NCBI's taxonomy places the organism in Eukaryota, Viridiplantae, Streptophyta, Magnoliopsida, Proteales, Nelumbonaceae. The record is from RefSeq and is a predicted model, not a curated record.
CACAAGUCCCUGUUACUCUUCUUCGCCAUUGGAACGAAGAAGAGAGGAGAGGCGGCGGAUACCUUCACCGAUCUUUAUCUCCUUCUCCUUCUUCCUCUUUUCUCUUCUACUUCUUUUUCUUCUUCCACUUCUUCUAGAAUCCUCUAUUCGGUACUGCUCAUCUACCCUGACCUCGCGACACCAGAACAGCGGCAAAAUCCUUCUCAUUUGUCAUUAGAUAUUCGGUGAUUUCUCACCGUUUUCUGCGGACCAGUGCUUAUCCCCCGUCAUCCCCAUUUCCCUCUCAGCUGGAAAAAACACGAAUCCUUCGAAAUAUACUGUUCAUCAUCUCAUUCCUGCGAACUGAACAGGGGCGGCGGCGGCUAUCUCCGAUCUCCGUUUCUUUGUUGCGUUCGCAGGACGAACAGAUCCAACCGUAGCAGACACCACUAGAAGUCUUCUUGUUCAGGCGAAGCUCGCGACGGAAUCAUCUCCUCUGUUGUCAAUCUCUUCGGUACAAACUUCUAGUCAUCAACGCCGCUCGUGAGGAUGAUCUGAAAGCAGUGAACCGUUGUAGUAGUUUCUUCCAGGCCGACAUACAUCAGAGCUGACGGCGCUGGUGAAGAGGUUCACUGAAUCAACUCGUUCUCGACCCAACCAGAUCUCACUAACUAUCAGACACAAAGAUGGGGGCUAUCAUUCACCAAGCUUUUUAGUCGGCUCUUUGCCAAGAAAGAGAUGCGCAUUCUUAUGGUGGGUCUUGAUGCUGCAGGUAAGACCACCAUUUUGUACAAGCUCAAGUUGGGAGAGAUUGUCACAACAAUUCCAACCAUUGGGUUUAAUGUGGAGACUGUGGAUUAUAAGAACAUUAGCUUCACCGUUUGGGAUGUAGGUGGUCAGGACAAGAUCCGUCCCUUGUGGAGACAUUACUUCCAAAACACACAAAGUCUUAUCUUUGUCGUAGACAGCAAUGAUCGAGACCGUGUUGUUGAGGCUAGGGAUGAGCUGCAUAGGAUGUUGAAUGAGGAUGAAUCGAGGGACGCUGUUUUGCUUGUAUUUGCAAACAAGCAAGAUCUUCCAAAUGCAAUGAAUGCUGCUGAGAUCACCGAUGAACUUGGCCUUCAUUCCCUCCGUCAACGCCACUGGUAUAUCCAGGGCACAUGCGCCACUUCUGGAGAAGGGCUGUACGAUGGACUGGAUUGGCUCUCCAACAACAUUGCUAACAAGGCAUAGAUGGCGUUUUCAUUUAUGAUGAUUUUUGAGUUGCAAUCAGUGUCAGAGUUAGAGAUGUUACCACUAUUUGCUCUCUUUGAUUUUUUACCCUUGUUUCUUUUUAUCUUUUUGCGAGAAAAGAGCUAUUGUCACUUGUCUUCCCAUUCACUUUGUUUAUGAUUAUAGAUACUGAAAUUUAUUUC